AUGUCUCUUCAAGGACUCAUCUCUGGCUCAGAAUGCGCCGUCCCAUUCAAUCCUCUUUCUCAGGUACUGAAGCAUACCGAAGGCGAUCGCAGUCUCCAGCAGGACCGCAUUGCAGGGCCAUCCUCGUCUCGGCUGCAUCAUCUUCCGAGUACAUCCAAUACUCCUGGAACAGAGCGUGAUGUCGCACUCGCACGCCAGUUCUUUGAUGGGCAUGAUGGGCACACGCAAAUGCCUAGUCUCGGGCCCGCCUUCGUCGCCAAUCAUCUACCUCCGCAACUCAUGCGUCCCGCAGACAUUGCCGCGCGGUCGGCACCCGAUCUCAGCGGUGCCUGGGCAGAAGCCAACGACAGAGCGAUGUUUCACCGGCAGCUGGGUCGCAGUGAUACUGCGUCCUCUCCCGCCGCAGGUUGGACGGCAGAAUUUAGCAGGAUUCCCCAGACGACGGUCUCAGGAAGCGCACAAGAGACCAAUUUCUCUACUGGCGCCUACAAUGGGAUGGGAUAUGGGCCAAUGAUGCACGGCUCUGGUUUCAGCGCCAUGUCGGUGCCUAUGCUCAGCGUGGACAAAGGCAAGGGAAAGGGCAAAGAGAUCGACUUUGAUGCAGCCUUCGCCGAAGCUUUCGCAUCGUUGACCGCUGAGAAAGCAGAAAGCGGACGCAUAGUCGAUGUAACCGACGAGCAGGUGGAGGGAAGCGCCGACACAGUCGAAUAUGGUACUGACUUUCAAAUGGUUUGGGAUAAACUUCAGAAGUCGGGCUUGCCUCCGCCGCAGGAGGAUGUGGCCAAAUGGGAGUCCCAGUUCAAUCAGUUGAUGUCUUCACAUCGGGAAGAGGAUAUACUCGACUACGGCGGCAGCAUGCAACGCAGCUGGGAAGAUGGUAUGGGACUUUAUGACUCUCAGCGUAAUGAAAGACAAGUGGGCUUCACCGAGGACGGGUUGCCGCUGUUAGGCCCGUAUGAAUUCGAGAAAGAGAACAGACACAUGGAUCCCUCAACAUCGAGUCAGUCUCAUCUGCGCGCAGCGAAGGAGUUGCUUGAGCAGAACGGAUCGCUCUCUGAGGCAGCGCUGCUGCUCGAAGCCGCUAUACAACAGGGUGAUCUGGGCACAGGCGGCUAUGAGGCGUGGAUCCUGCUGGGUGAGACGAGAAGUAUGGAUGAACGUGAAGAGGCAGCGAUGCGCGCGCUAACCGAGGGGAUCAAACGGGCAGAGGAUGCUGGUGCCGCGGGUGAAGGCAUGCUAUCCCUGGCCGUAGCAUACACCAACGAGACCUACGAGCGGGCGUCACACACGAUGCUUUUGCGCUGGCUGAGUGCUCGCUUCCCGACAUUCGAUAUACCCAGAGAGGCAUGGGAAUCGCUCUCGCAGUCUGGCUGGCAUUCUCACGAGCGUGUCACCGAGGUGUUCUUGAACCUCGCUCGCGAGCAAUAUAGCCGGGGCGAGAUGGAUCCUGACGUACAGAUUGCCCUGGGUGUGCUGUUCUACACGAACAGCGAAUAUGAUAGAGCUAAAGACUGCUUCGAAGCCUCACUUGCGGUCCGACCUAAGGACUACUUGCUAUGGAAUAGAAUGGGCUCCUGCCUCUCGAAUGGCAACAAACCGGAAGAGGCACUGGGUGCCUACCGGGAAGCAUUGCAGUUGCGACCUACGUACACUCGGGCGAUCUAUAACGUGGCUGUCGCUUGCCUUAAUAUAGGAGCACACAAGGAAGCCGCGGAACAUCUGCUGAGCGCUCUGGCGAUGCAGGACCUGUCAGGAGGUGCAAAGAGCGACCAGCUAUGGCAGACGCUUCGGCGAGUGUUGUUGGCCAUGAAUCGGAGUGACCUGGCCGAGAUGGCGAAGUCCACGACGAACGUGGAGGUGUUCCGGAAGGAGAAUUUUGAUUUUUAGCUGUGACGCUGUACACUACUUUUUUGCUUUCAUCUCAGUGUUGACUCUACCA
Molecule: messenger RNA, 1939 nt
Organism: Postia placenta MAD-698-R-SB12
Lineage: Eukaryota; Fungi; Basidiomycota; Agaricomycetes; Polyporales; Adustoporiaceae
Exons: 11
Coding region: 1-1887 (628 amino acids)
Biological process (GO): protein import into peroxisome matrix, docking
Cellular component (GO): peroxisomal membrane; cytosol
Molecular function (GO): protein binding
Source: RefSeq, a predicted model, not a curated record